Molecule: messenger RNA, 6903 nt
Organism: Aspergillus udagawae
Lineage: Eukaryota; Fungi; Ascomycota; Eurotiomycetes; Eurotiales; Aspergillaceae
Product: type I iterative polyketide synthase
Exons: 4
Coding region: 1-6903 (2300 amino acids)
Biological process (GO): secondary metabolite biosynthetic process; fatty acid biosynthetic process
Molecular function (GO): fatty acid synthase activity; 3-oxoacyl-[acyl-carrier-protein] synthase activity; phosphopantetheine binding
Source: RefSeq, a predicted model, not a curated record
AUGGCCUAUUCAGAGUCCUCCAUUGCCGUCAUUGGUAGCGCAUGCCGCCUCCCUGGGGAUGUGAAUUCCGCGAGUGGCUUCUGGAAGAUAUUGAAAGACACCCCCAAUCUCGCUCAACGCAUUCCCUCCGACAGAGUAAGCCUUGGCAGGCACUAUCACCAGGAUGGCAGCUACCACGGAACGCUGAAUACAACUGACUCGUACCUCCUGACAGAGGAUGUUGGGCACUUUGACGCCGACUUCUUCGGAAUCUCGCCUACAGAGGCGGACUCGAUCGAUCCACAAGGCAGAUUGCUUCUGGAAGUCGUCUACGAGGCAAUUGAAAAUGCCGGAAUGCCCAUGGAGCUCCUCAGUGGCUCUGACACGGCCGUCUACGUCGGCCAAAUGUGUCGAGAUUACUGCUCGAUGCGAGAUAGGGACCUAAAUACCAUCCCAACAUACCAUCUCACCGGCGCAGCGCCCAACAACACUGCGAACAGGGUAUCCUAUUUCUUCAACUGGCACGGACCGUCGCUCUGCCUUGAUACUGCGUGCUCGUCAAGUCUCGUAGCCGUCCACGAGGCCAUACAGCAGCUCCGGUCAGGCGGCUCCAGGGUGGCCGUUGCCGCUGGGACGAACCUCACCAUCGACCCGACGAUGUACGUUGCUCUGAGUAAACUUCAUAUGCUCUCUCCAACAGCACGGUGUCGCAUGUGGGACUCAAAGGCAGACGGAUAUGCACGCGGGGAGGCUGUCGUGGCCGUAGUCUUGAAGACGCUUGCGAAUGCGCUGCAGGAUGGAGACUCGAUCGAAUGCGUUAUCCGGGAAACCGGAGUGAAUCAAGAUGGUCGCACGGCGGGAAUCACAAUGCCCAGCGCGAGGGCCCAGGCUGCUCUCAUCCGGGACACGUACCGACGGGCAGGGCUGGAUCCAGAGUCUCCUUGCGACCGGUGCCAGCUGUUUGAAGCCCAUGGCACGGGGACCCAGGCUGGUGACCCACAGGAGGCUGAGGCAAUCGCGACAGCCUUCUUUGGCAGUGGAAGCCACUCAAGCGACGAGAAGCUGUCCGUGGGGAGUGUGAAAACGCUAAUCGGACACACCGAGGGCAGCGCGGGGAUUGUCGGGUUGUUGAAGGUCAGCCUGGCCCUGCAGCAUGCGGUGAUGACCCCAAACCUUCAUUUCGAGAACUUGAAUCCGAAGAUUGAGCCAUUCUACUCCCACCUGCGUAUCCCGCUGGGCGUUGAGCCAUGGCCUGAGGUAGGUGAUGGACAACCCCGACGAGCGAGCGUCAACAGUUUCGGAUUUGGUGGUACAAAUGCGCAUGCUAUCGUGGAAUCGACUGAGCAUCUCCCGACCCCUAGGAGCGAGCAGCACCCGGUGACGCAAAACUUGAUACCAUUUGCCUUCUCUGCAAAUAGCGACAGGGGAUUGACCAGAAUGAUUCAAUCAUACCUCACACACCUCAAGGAGCACCCCUCGAUUUGUCCUUUUGACCUCUCGUACACCCUCAGCUGCCGCCGCUCAGCGUUACCGGUAAAAGUGGCCUGGCCAGCAUCAGACAUUGAAACAUUGUGUUUACGCAUGGAGGAGUGGCUAACAGGUGCAAUGAAGGAAGGGAUUGAGAAUUGCGGAACCCGUUCGAAGACGGGACAGGUAUCCACACUGGGGAUAUUCACCGGCCAGGGAGCUCAAUGGUGUGGAAUGGGGUGUGAGCUUGUCAAAUCGUAUCUGCCUGCGCAGCACACAUUGAAACGACUAGACGAAUCUCUUCAAUCUCUCCCCGAGGGUAGCCGUCCUCAAUGGACCAUACUCGAUGCGCUCAUGUCAACCGCCGGCGACGAGCACAUGAUGAGACCGGCGUUCUCCCAGACCCUAUGCACUGCGGUCCAGAUAGUACUAGUUGACUUACUACAGGCAGCUGGGGUCGUCUUUGCGGGACUUGUCGGCCAUUCGUCCGGGGAAAUCGCAGCAGCUUACGCAGGCGGGUUUCUCAACGCGAGUGACUGUAUCCGAAUUGCGUACUAUCGCGGGCUCUGUGUUGAGAAGAGUGUUUGUACGUCUGGUCAACGGGGCGCUAUGCUGGCAGUAGGGACAUCCCCCGAGGAAGCCACGGUCAAAUGCGAGUCCAACGAGUUCGCCGGUCGGGUGCAGGUAGCGGCGAGGAACUCGUCGUCCAGUGUGACGCUCUCUGGAGAUCGUGAUGCGAUCGUUUCCCUCCAGGAGUUCUACGCAAAUCAAGGGACAUUUGCCCGUUUGAUCAAAGUAAACACGGCUUACCACUCCUCCCAUAUGCUUCAUUGUGCGGGUGAAUACCGUAGGGCGCUGGAAAGAUGUGGAAUUCAGCCCCAAGCCACGGACAGGAAUGGUGGCUCGUGGAUUUCGAGUGUUUACUCGAGCACGGUCAUGCGACCGGGAGACAAGCUAGGGGCGGACUACUGGGUCGACAACAUGGUCAACCCUGUUUUGUUCUCCCAGGCUCUACGUACGGCCAUUGAAACGCGCGAACCGUACCACUUCGUCCUCGAGGUUGGGCCCCAUCCAGCCCUGAAGAGUCCGGUCCUACAAACAUUCCAGGAUGCUACAGGGGCAUCUUUACCCUUUUCAGGCACUUUAUACCGGGGCAAGGAUGACUGUAAAGCACUAUCAGAGGCCUUCUGCCAGAUAUGGACCACCCUUGGUGAAUUGGGCGUAAGCUUCCCAACACUCGCGCAGGAGACAGGGCACGGACGUGUCCUAAAGGACCUUCCCUCGUACCCCUGGAACCACGACCGCAGAUUCUGGUCUGAGAGUAGGAUAUCAACUUUCAUUCGAACAGAUGACCAUCCGCGGCACGAGCUGCUCGGUGUCCUCACUGCCGAUAGUAGUCCUGACGAGUGGUGCUGGCGUAAUGUGUUACAUCCGAGAGAGUUACCUUGGUUGUCAGGUCAUACUCUCCAGGGCGAAAUGGUUUUCCCUGCUGCCGGUUACAUUGUCCAGGCCGUUGAGGGUGCGAUGCAGCUUGCCCAGGGGCAGCAAGUGUACUCUGUUGAGAUAAGAGAUCUCAAGGUCCAACGUGCCACCGUUAUCGACGGGAAGUCCGGGACGGAGACAUUGGUCCGCAUAACCAGUGCACGACAAACUGGGACAGCUUUGCAGUGUCGAUUCACUAGCCAUUCUGCCAUGGGCCGAGCGGGUGGAAACCUGGGGUUGGCUGCAUUGGGGGAGGUGGAAAUUCGCUUCAUGGACAGCGAACCACCUCCCGAGCCACGACGUAAGCUACCUGAUCGCUCAAACACCAGUUUGCAGCCGCUCGAUCUUCCAUUCCUCUAUGAUGAAUUAGCCCGGGUGGGAUAUGCCUACAGUGGCUUGUUCCGGGGUUGGUCCUCACUGUGGCGCGCGUCUAGCGUAGCUACAGGGACCCUCCAGCGGCCCCCUGACACCGAAUGGUUGCUUCACCCCGCGAUGCUUGAUACGGCUCUGCAGUCAAUAUUCGCCGCAUGGAGCUCGCCCGGAGAUGGAGAAAUGUGGACACUUUUUAUGCCCACCUCAGUUGCUCGGGUUCUGGUAUUUCCCUCGCGGUGUGGACGGAAUGCGUCAAACGGGCCUCACGUAUUUACGGUAAUAGAGCCGAGUUCAUCGCCACGCAGAAUCGUGGCCGACGUUACUGUUGCUUCUGCUGAUGCAAAUAUUCUUUUCGAGGCACAAGGGCUAGAAAUAGUGCCCGUGACUGGAGCCACCGAAGACAAUGAUCGCACUUUGUUUAUGGAAACCGAAUGGGUCCCACUGGCUCCUGACUGUAAUGCGUCCACUAUGUCUCCUCUCGCCUCGAUUAUUGGUGUUGUGCAGCAGGUGACACGUCGUUGGCCUCAUCUGACCGUACUAGAACUGGGCGGCGACGCUGAACCCCUAGUGGAAUUGUUGGAUAUCCCAUACGCCUCAUAUACCUACGCUAGCCCGGGCCUGGAUUACAACCAGCGAAGAAUAAGAUCGCUGAAUAAGCGAGUGACGAUGCGAACUUUUCAACUCGAUCAAGACCUUGAUAAGCAGGGCUUUGAGGCCAACCGUUACCAGCUGGUGAUUGCGAGCGACCUAUUCUUUACAGGCAGGGUAUCGGUCCAGGCACUGGCAAAUAUUCGCCGUAUAACUACGUCAGGUGGAUACCUAGUUUUCACAGCGAACCUAAGCCCCGAUGACUCAAACGACUGGAAGACAAUUCUUCGGACGACCGGGUUCUCCGGUGUUGAUGCAGAUUCGGGUACGUUUGAUGAUCUGCUACCACCCACUACGACUAUUGUGUCGCAGGCAGUCGACCUCGACAUCGCUCAGCUACGGUAUCCACUGGAUGGGGAACCUUUCCCUUUCAUCGAAAAUACAGUCGUUCUAGGCGGCCAGCUGGAGGUGGCAGAGCGAUUCAUGUCCAUAUUACACCCGUGGUGUCCCGGAAUCACCCACAUUCCUUCGCUCAAGGAUAUCAUCCAGGACAUUUUACCAAGGCCAUGCACACUUCUGAAUCUACUUGAUCUGGCAACACCUGUUUUCCACUCCAUUGACAGCAUCCUCUGGGACAAUCUCAAGACGGUCCUGGGUGCCUCAACCGAGGUAUUAUGGGUAACGCAAGGCUACCAACAGGAACAACCAUACGCAUCGCUUUCUGUGGGUUUCAUUCGCUCCCUGAUUUACGAGAAACCCGACGUCCGGUUUCAGCUCCUCGACUUGGACCCCAGAAUGGACAUUGACUACACCCUCGUUUCUUCACAACUCCUGCAGCUCUCACUAUUCCAGAGGGUGCGUCAGAGAGCGGAGCAGGACGAGGUGCUUUGGAUCCACGAACCGGAGAUAGCCAUGCGCGGUGGGCGUCUGUAUGUGCCGCGGGUCGUGCCACAGAAAGAGCUAAACGCGAGGAUCAAUUCCUUGCGGCGCCCUAUUACCCAAGCCUUUCGUAAAGAAGGAGCAUACUUUCAAGUGAAAUGGGACAAUGGGUCCUAUUCCUGGCACAGCGGUGGACCAUUGCGCCAUUCCCUGCCAUUCGAGGGGGACAUUACCGUCAAGGUACAGUUUUCUACCCUCUUCUCGUUGCCCAUGUCGGGAGGUCGAUUAUACCUUAUGUUUGGAGAGCACACAGAAGGCAAACGGUGGGGGUUGGUCGCAUCGCCACGGUUGUCGUCUCUCGUGCACCCUCGACCCGAAUGGUGGUGGCCGUUAUCCCACAGUCCAACUUCCACUGAGGGACCGAGCCUGCUCGCACUGGUUGCCAUGCAACUAGCAGCGAACCAUAUUGUCGGGCUGGCUAGGCAAGGAGCAACCAUCGUGAUCCUUGAUCCUCCCCGGUCUCUCGCGAGGUGCCUCAAUAUCUUGGCUCGCCGCGGGGGUUGUAAGGUGGUUUGUCUCACAAGCAGGUCCGGCGGAAGUGAGGCAGGGAUUAUGAUCGACCAUACUUGGUCAUCUCGCCAGAUCAAGGAGUGCAUUCCCCAGGGAGCUUCACUAUACAUGAACCUCUGCACAGGUAACGAAAGUCUGAGUAAUGCCGUUGCGGGGGUCUUACCGGAAUACUGCCAGCGAAUCAGCAGGCUCAGUAUAUUUUCACGCGAGAGUGUGCUGUAUAAUCACGCUUCCACCACUCCCAUCCCAGAAAUACAGGAGGCUCUUCACUCUGCCCUCCAGAUGAUUGGGUCAGAUGUCGACGGGGAUGGGAUGCUGCCCAUCCUAUCUCUCGAUGACCUCAGUUCUCCCGGCAGCCUGCGCUCUCCAUGCAGUAUCAUCAACUGGGAGGCGAGCAAGCCAUCCGUCGUGCACAUUCGGCCGGCUGAUACAAUGGUUACAUUGAGUCCGGGCAAGUCAUAUUGGCUUGUAGGGUUAUCUCUGGAUAUGGCACGGUCGCUGGCCGAGUGGCUGAUUGGGCAUGGAGCCAGAUAUGUGAUUCUUACAAGCCGCCAUAUUGAACACAGCCCAAGUUGGACCCAGGAAUAUGAAUCUCGGGGGAUUCGCAUCGUUUGCAUUCCCGGCGACAUUACGAGACUCGACCAUCUACAGGAUGCCCACCGUUUAAUCCAAACUAGCUACCCUCCAAUUGCUGGUGUGGUAAUUGGCGCCGUCAUCCUGCAGGACAAGCUAUUUGACAACUGCGACCUCGAGACCUUUGAAGCCGUCCUAGCUCCCAAAGUCUCCGGUAUCAACAACCUGGACCAAAUCUUCCAUUCGCAGUCGCUAGAGUUCUUCAUCGCCUUCUCCUCCCUCUCCGCCACACUUGGAAAUGCUGGCCAAACGGCCUACGCAGCUGCAAACACCUUUAUGAAAGCCAUCAUUGCCUGCAGGCGAGCGCGCGGCGUCUCCGGUUCCACAAUGGAUAUUUCAAGGGUAGUCGGCGUAGGCGGCCUCCGAAGAGCGUUUGAAGCCUCUACAAGAGGCGACUUGCAAAUGGAACGUUUAAAGCGAAAGAUGGCACCUAUGUCUGAAGGAGAUCUGCACCAAAUGUUCGCCGAGGCAAUCCUAGCCGGUCGGCCCAGUUCGAACCAAAACCCAGAAUUGAUUGCUGGUGUCAUGACGUACACGGACAGGGCGGCAUUUCAGGACGGCCUCCGUGGAAACCCUCGUUUCUUUCGCUUUCUAGUACCUACAAGCGGGGAUGCUGCUGACGAGUCACGGUUAGGGCGUGAGGGACGGAGCAUCCGGGGCAUUUUGACCGGGGGCGCGUCUCCAGAGAGUGUGAGCUCCGAAAUUCAGCUGGAGUUAAUCGAACAUGUGAGGAGGACCCUGAGACUGGGUGGUGAAAUUUAUGUGGACGAAACGAAGCCCCUGGUGGAGCUGGGUGUCGAUUCCUUUACGGCUGUCGAUAUUAGUAAAUGGAUUCAGCAUAAUUUGAACCUGGAUAUGCCCGUCAUGAGGAUAUUGGGGGGCUUAACAGUGGCGGAGGUCGUGAGCCAAGUUAUCGGAGGGAUUUCGGACUGA